UAACUAUUAUUUCAGACGCAGCUCCAACCUUCAAAUAAGCGCGCUAGCUGACUUCAUGAUAUCCCAUCCUAAAGUUGCCACUAGGCACCCAAAAGAGAAUACACCCGCCUGGGUCAAAAUCACCCGCCAUCUCAACAGUAUAGGGCCCGCUCGAAGUAUGAAGGCGUGGCGUCAAACAUGGAAAGACCUCAAAAACCGUGUAUGCUCGAGGGCAUAUUCAAAGGGUUCCAGCAGCAGUUUACAAGGCCGUAAAGAGAGGCAGCUGCGGAAACUCCUCGGGAUGACCUCGCACAGGGACCCGCCGGAAACAGACAGACCCCCAUCUGAAACGGACGGCGAAACUGUAGAAGAAUACAUCACGAGGCCUGAAUCCGAAGUUGCAGUAGCCCCGCGUGCCCCAUCGCCCCGCACCGUCCUAUAUAACCUCGCUGAGAUCCUCGCCCGAAAUAACCCCAUGAACGAGAACAAUAUGGAAACAAAUAAUAAGAAAUCUACACCCGAAACUAGUGUCUCUAAUGAGACGAAUGAUAUUUUGCGGGAAUUGGUGCUAGAAUUGAAACGUAGCAACGAGUUGAAAGUUGAACAAAAUUGUCAUCUGAAGGACAUUUUACACCAUCUAAAGCCCCCAACAUGCGCGCACGCAAGCCAAAACUCGGAUAUUCCGACGCCAAUAGAUGUCAACCAAACAGAUACUAUUGACGUACUGGACGUUCAGAAACAGGAAGAGGAUACUCUAGAUCAUGUUACUGAAGAUCAGUGUAAUGAAGUAGCUAAUGAUGAGGUGCCCGCAGAACGUGCGCCUGUCAUCAGACCAGUAGCAAUAUCUUCGUUAACGUCGAUCGAUACACCUGGACAAUUCAAGCGGGUGCAAGUGCAAUCUAUCGUGAACGCUGAACCUAAGACUAUGGCCAGAAGGAUCAUCAGAUUAAAGGAUGGGAGCGUGUUAUUGAUGCCAAGCAACAUGAAAACUCAAGCGAAGCCUAACCAGGAUAAAAAUGGUGAUCAACUGUACGUGGUGUGUGCACGUAAACGAAGAUGAAACGAGAGUAUGAAUAGUUUUAAAUACACUCAAAACGUAUUGUACGUAUGUUUUAACUCUAUGCUAUCUAUUUAAUGUUAUAGUUGUAACUUAAGGUAA
Cydia strobilella is the source of this 1138-nucleotide messenger RNA. RefSeq lists its product as uncharacterized. Lineage: Eukaryota; Metazoa; Arthropoda; Insecta; Lepidoptera; Tortricidae. Bases 56 to 1039 code for a protein of 327 amino acids. The record is from RefSeq and is a predicted model, not a curated record. The transcript has 9 exons.